UAGCUUAUGCAGCCUGUGGGAGUGAUGUUACUUCUGAGGCCGGCCAUCGCCCAGACCCUACCGGUCCCAAUGACCAGCCCGCCAACUGACUAGCUGAUGCCACCGCCCGCUGCCGCUCACCCGAUACCACCUUCGAUGCCUCGUUUCGCUUGUGGCUCCUACCGUCCUUCAACCGGGCUGUCGGUUCCCCAAAUUUGGGCCUGCCGCUAGACUCUUUAUCGACCUCCCAGGGGCAGUGUCCAAUGCACACAACUGCCAUGCAAUGGUUCUCAGCACGAGUCUGAACCCCGGACCAAGCAAUGAUCAUUCGUACCAUACUGCUGGCCACGCCGGGUACGGAGACGAGUGCGGCUCAGCUUGGCUCGUGGGUCCUUUGUCCGAACCUCCCAUUCGCAAGCCAAGGCCGAACCCGAGCCCGGGGAGGGGUGGGGACGAAAGGCACGCGACCACGGCCACCUCAACCCGGGCCGCAUCAAGAAGGUAAGUACCCCGGGAUCGGAACUACAGUACGGAUACAGACCGCUUGUCCGCACGCAGGGCCGUGUCCCUGCUCAUGCCCGAGUCGCCCGAGUUGCUCAUCCGCGGGGCUGCCCGGCAACCACCGCCCCCGGGCGUCCAUGCGACCGCUCCCGCAACGCCAGCUUGUGGGCACGGCGUCUCCUGUGAUUGGAAGACGGUUGCGUCGAUAACAGUCGCUGACAGAAUUCACGGGGGAUAGAUUUAGCACAUAGUCACUCGAUCGAACUUCGAGACGACA
Molecule: messenger RNA, 757 nt
Organism: Parathielavia appendiculata
Lineage: Eukaryota; Fungi; Ascomycota; Sordariomycetes; Sordariales; Chaetomiaceae
Exons: 2
Coding region: 300-689 (129 amino acids)
Source: RefSeq, a predicted model, not a curated record